Messenger RNA from Xyrauchen texanus (razorback sucker), 7705 nucleotides. RefSeq names its product PH and SEC7 domain-containing protein 3-like. The coding region runs from base 221 to 3538 and encodes 1105 amino acids. The record is from RefSeq and is a predicted model, not a curated record. Gene Ontology annotation, biological process: regulation of ARF protein signal transduction. NCBI's taxonomy places the organism in Eukaryota, Metazoa, Chordata, Actinopteri, Cypriniformes, Catostomidae. Gene Ontology annotation, molecular function: protein binding; guanyl-nucleotide exchange factor activity; phospholipid binding. The transcript is spliced from 16 exons.
GCACAGUAGAAUAUUACAGUACUUGGAAUAAUUGUUUCCAGCAAAUGAUUUAUAAAGUAUUGAUGAUUCAUUGGUGUAAUAUUGUAUUACUUUGCCUUUCAAGAAAAAGAACCACAAAUUGGAGGAAUUUUUCAGCAGAUGAGCUGAGCUUGGAAGUAGGGCAGCUGGUACAGACGUAGAAUUCUCUGAUUGGAUUUGAUGUCAAGGGAAUUGUGAAGUCAUGAAUCAGGUGAGUGUUUCUGCUUCAGAGGGAAGCUGUUCUCCAUCACUGUAUCCCAAACUCACUUCGGCUGCAAAUGUCGUCUUCCUCCAUCCCGGAGCGGGGUCAGGCACAGACUUCAAUUUUCCAGGGGCCAAACCUCCACUGAGUCCGAAGCCUUGCAUCCUUCCACAAGCUCCUGUCGUUUCCACCUUAACCACUGGCAAACCGCAGCAGACGCACAUCAGCUGGGUUCAUAGUGCCAAGCAGAAAGAGGAAGCUGGAGCUCAGAGCAGAGCGAAACCCGACAGGAAAUCCUUUCUGUUUGCUGUCACUGAGAGGACUUCAAAGUUGUAUGGAGACUUAUAUACACCUGCACUGCUUCACAGGACCACACCUGCCAUUGAGGCUGCUGCUGUAACAUCACAUCCUGAUGAGGACGGUGGCAAAAUUUCAUCAUUGACUGCAGAAACAAAGUGCGCCAUGCUGCCAUCAGCCCGGCUUACACCUUCAGUUCCUGUAAAGGGAGAGGUAUUUGAUUGGAGCUCGUCUGCACACGCUCAGAGUGUCGCCAAAGCCAAGUACCAGUUUCUCUUUGGAAAGACUGAAGACACGAGCUCAUCAGAAACUGUGACCUCUCAAGUCCAAGUCAAAGAGGAAGCCAGCACAUGUGUCGAUGGUGCUCUUGAAGACGAUGAUGAUGUCGAUGAGACGUCACUGUUCCAGGACAUCGACAGGGAGCUGUCUAAUCUGUUAAGUGGCCUGACGGCUCGCAGUCAGAAUGCUGCGGCCCAGCGGGGCACGACCACCACCUCACCCAUGAUCCACUGCAACGGACCGAACGAGACGCCGCUGGAUAUGGCCAAUCGUGGCUUAGACCUACAGAACGGCCAGUCCGAGUUAGCUGGGGAGUCACUCCUGACGUCUGGACUGCUGUUUGACUCGUGGUGCGACGCGCUCAUAAAGGAUCCCAGCUCAAUGGUUGCCAGCUGCUUCAGCACCGAGAUCACCGCUCGAGACCCCGAGAAUGCUCAGGACAGCCAAAAUAAACCUGACGCCAACACAACAAUAGAAACCGCAGGACAUGAGGUCACGGGGUCACCCUCGCCCAGACGCUCUGAUGACCCAUCUGCAGGAAUUCUGGAUGAGUCCCUAGAGGAAUCCUGUAAGAUUCUGGCGGAGGUCCCGAGCAUCUACAGCGCCUUUCUGGAAGGGGGCAAACUGCAAGAGAAAGCACAGAAGAAGCUGCGCUUUGUAGAGAGCAUGACGGAGAGUGUACCGAAUGGACAGAUGCAGAAUGGAGCAGAGCAGAGCGGCAGCUUUAAAGAGGAAGUGAGUCAGGACAUGGAGCAUGCAGACAUCACAGGAGUGAGACCUGAUCACAAAUCAACACAACACAGCUCACACAGGUGUUUAGAAGGUAAAUCCAGUGCUGGUGAGGAGUCCACAGAUGUCUUCAGCUGUCAGUUUGAGAACAUCCUGGAGUCUGAGCGUCUGCAAGGGACUCUCUUCAGCAGUAUGAACUCAUUAGAUGUGCUGUGCAACCCUGCACCUGAUCCUGCUCCUCAAACCACUCCAGAACCCUUGUUUACCUUUGACAUCCCCCUCACGCCCAUGAUUCAACAGCGACUCAAAGACAGAACUCUGUUCCUGGACUCGACCGGAGCUGACCCAAGUGCAGACGGUGAAAUGUUGAGCGUCACCGCCACGCAGAAUAGCAGACGGACGAUUCUGGAGGUCACCUCUUCCUUUCUGUCAUCGACUGUUGAGGACACGGGCGCAGCGGGUGCAGCUCUGGCGAACAGUUUAGAUGAGAAGGACCCGAAAGACUGGCUGCAUGGCUGUUUGAGCAGCGAUGCAGGGCUGAAGGACGUGCUGUCAGACUGGGACUCAGACAUGGACUCUGUGGAAUGUCUUAAAGACACAGAUGUUCUUCACAAUGGCAGUCGCAGCGACCAGGAAGCCGCCCGACGCCUGGCCAGACGCCUCUACCACCUGGAGGGCUUCCGGCGCUCGGAUGUCGCAAAACAUCUGGGCAAGAAUAAUGACUUCAGUAAGAUGGUGGCAGAGGAAUACCUCACAUUCUUUGAGUUUACAGACUUGACAUUGGACCAAUCACUCAGAUCAUUUCUGAAAGCGUUCUCACUGAUGGGUGAGACUCAGGAGAGAGAGCGAGUAUUAAUUCAUUUCUCUAACCGGUUCUAUCAGUGUAACCCCACAGUCAUCACUACACAAGAUGGAGUUCAUUGCCUCACCUGUGCACUUAUGCUGCUCAACACUGACCUUCAUGGCCCUAAUAUUGGGAAGAAGAUGACAUGCCAGGAAUUCAUCAAUAACCUGGACGGACUCGAUGCAGGACAAGAUUUCCCCCGAGAGCUGCUGAAGUCAUUGUAUAACUCCAUCAAGAAUGAGAAGCUGGAAUGGGCCGUGGAUGGAGACGAGCUGAAGAAGUCUCUGUCUGAAUUGGCGGAUAAGAACAAUCACGCUCACAUGAAAAGCAUCAGUCGCAUCAGCAGUGGCAGUAAUCCAUUCCUGGACAUCACACAUGACCCAAACGCCGCCGUCUACAAAACCGGCUUCCUCACCCGCAAAAUCCACGCCGACAUGGAUGGGAAGAAAACGCCCAGAGGAAAGAGAGGAUGGAAAACCUUCUAUGCUGUUCUCAAAGGCAUGAUCCUGUAUUUGCAGAAGGAUGAGUAUAAGCCGGAAAAAGCUCUAUCAGAGGACGAUCUAAAGAACGCAAUCAGUAUGCAUCAUGCUCUAGCCAUCAAAGCCAUGGACUAUGAGAAGAAACCCAACGUUCUGAAGCUCAAGACUGCUGACUGGAGAGUGUUCCUCUUCCAGGCCCAGAGUCCUGAUGAGAUGGAGUCCUGGAUCAGAAUCAUCAACUCAGUGGCGGCCAUGUUUUCCGCACCAUCAUUCCCUGCUGCCAUUGGCUCACAGAAAAAAUUCAGCCGCCCACUGCUGCCGGCAACCACCACCCGAAUGUCUCAGGAAGAGCAACUGAAAUCCCAUGAGACCAAGCUGAAGCACGUCUCCACAGAGCUUGCAGAGCACAGAUCCUACCCUCCAGAUAAGAAGGUCAAAGCCAAAGAGAUAGAUGAGUACCGCUUGAAAGAGCACUACCUGGAAUUUGAGGAGAGCCGUUACGAGAUGUACGUGAAGCUUCUUAAAGAGGGAGUGAAAGAGGUGUUGAUGCCCAGGGAUGGAGACGCAGCGCUGAAGAAAUCUCAGUCCAGCCCCUCCCUGAACCAGGAGUCUCAGCCGGCUGCCGCCAAAGUCAAACGCAACACGUCCGAGCGGAAAGAUCACCGGCCCGAGACACCCAAGGUUACAUAGACAACCUUCAGCCUCCCGUCAGAGAGCCACUGUAUAUCAUGCGUGACUGUAUUUGGAUGUAAUUUAUUUAUCUGCUGACAGUUGUAUCAGAAAAGAUUUAUGUGAAAUGUAAAUCUCUUGGUCUCCCUUGAUCAAUGGGUGCUUGUGGAGCAAAUUGUGCAGAACAUGACAUACAUGUGUUUUAUUUUUUAUUUGUGAAUGUGCAAAGAUUUCUUUCUCUUAGUGUGUGCUGUCCCCUUCUUUGCUUUUUCUUCAAGAGAAGUAUUCUCUUCAAUUUAGUGGAAAUGUCCACAUUGAUUUUACCAUAGAUAUACUAGGCAGUAGAGUAGUAGGCUCACUUUGAAGGUUCCCUGUGAUUUUAAUAUAUAAAUUCAGUAAAUGUUGAAAUAUAAAUGCAAACAACCUCAUAACCACACAUCGAACUGACUACAGCCUGCAGCAAGGCAGAGGUUUAAAUGGUCUUUGUUUUAGACAUUUCGAGGAUCCAUCAUGAGAUUUUAGUGUAUGAUACGAUCCUGAAUUUGUUAUGAAAGCCUUUCAUUGAGUUUAAUGAUAUAUUCCGCUAUCAAUUUACUAACAAACCACCAAAUUCUCAAUAUAUAUUCUCACAGUUAAUGUAUCAUACCAGUAUGUUGCAGCGAUGGACAAACUCUAAAUAGAUAAUUUUAUAAUGAUGUUUUAGAGGUACUUGCUGAGUUCUGGCAUUUCAGACUGCAAAGUGAUGUUACCGUAAACAUCAUCAAUUGUGCAGUUUGUGCCAUUUAUUUUUUUAUCUGUUGAAGUAAAGAGUAUACUUCUGCUUUUUUGAGUAGUGUAAAUGCCAAUGCUCUUUUUGUGUAUUUUAUAAUCUUAUAUAAUUGACUUUUUAAUUCUCAGUUCCAAACGUUGUAAAGAUGACAGUAGUAUUUAUAGUGCACUUUAUAAAUGAGUUCUUUUGAGUAUUUUAGAGAGCUUUAUAAAAGGUAGUGAUAAGUUACUUUAUUAUAUCGCAGGUUGUUGGAAAAUAACCAAAUUGUGUUGAUUUAGUUGAUGGUACACAGCCGAAGGUACAGUCGUGUUAGUUUGUCUGUGGUUUGUGUUUUUGCUGUUGUUUGUUCCAGGACAUGAUUUUUAAAUGACUAUCUGCGUUGUUGUAGGACAUUUCACUUUGGAACUAUUGCUUUUCGUGAUGCUGAUCUUGAAUUUAAAAUGUCAUUGAUACAUUUGCAUUAUGGAAAGAACUGACGUGAACACUAUAUGAACGUUCUACAUUGUUUAUUGCACACCAACUAAUAUUUGCCAUACCAAACCUAUUGACUUUUUAUAACAUUUAUAAAUAUCAGUUUAUUAUCAUAGCAAUCCUUCCCAUCUAAAAUGACAUUUGUUUACUUGAAAUAUUUUUAUGGACACUUUAUUUUUGUUAGCUUUUAUGUUUUUAUUCUGAAUUUGAGUACUUUUAUCUAUUUGAUAAAUGGAAAGGAUUCAUUCAUAUCAGUCAUUUCAGGCUCUUAUAACGGACUUUAUAUUGUUGUGUCUUGUAUUUCUUGCCUUGAAAUUUCAAACACAACAGACGUCAUAACUGUUUUUUUCUCUUGUCCAGUUCUGAACACAAAAGCACUUCAUCUUUUUUUGUUUGUUUUUGCUACUUUUAGAACUAAGUGCAUUAUUUCGAGCAGUAUAUAAGCAGAUCACAACCAUAGUCAUUAAUACUACAAAACUGUAAUCAGUAUGUAAGGUGAUAUGAAGAGGUCUACUCUUCUUUUUAUGUGCAGAUGUGUUUUCUGUUGUUUGGUGUUCAUCACUUCUCCAGACCAAAUAGUUUCCUGUGACACGUAACUCUAGCACUAACCCUUUAACUGUGCAUGGCAUAAAGAGACUUAGUAUUUUUCAGAAGUCAUCUCAUGAUUUUAAGUAGGAUGUAGAAAACGGCAAAAGAAAAUGAGAAAGCAUGUUGUAACAAAGAUGGUGGCAUGCAAGUGCACUUAAGGGUUUCUGAAAGAAAAAUAGAUCUAAAAGUGAGAUUUAACAUAAAAGUCAUUCAUAAAUUGAAAAUAAUGGAAAAAUCUUGCUUAUUUUAUGAUAGUCUCACUAUUUUGAAUGGCACACUCAUUUUGUCACAUCUCUGUGUUUUCAAUGGCAUUAUUUUCCUUGAACUGAACUUGAUUUGCACGUUACAACUUAUCCAUGCUGACUCCAGCAAUGUCAUUUUUGUGUGUUUACUCUUAUCAAACCCUGUAUUUUCUGAUCUCCUCUCAAAUGAAGGAGAGCAGCUGGUUUAUAAUGCGCCUUAGCCAUCACUUGGGCCAUUUGAUGUCCAAACUCAAACAUAGUGAAUUAGUUUUUAGUUUUUUUCUUCUGUGAUCCUGUACUUUUCCUUUAAAUCUGUAAAUGUUGUUAAAUAUACCUGUUGCCCUGUGUUCAGAAAAUUGGAUUUGCUGGUGAGGUGAUCUCUUGGCACUAGCGUGUCUUACGCCUGCCUACUAAGAUCAGGAACAUAAUGUUGGCUUCAGUCAAUAAAAUACUGUAUUUAACCAUGUACUGCAUCUGCACUCAUUUUCAUGCCACACAUCUUCUGAAAGUACCUCAAAAAUAAGCAAGAAAUAACUUUUUUCCUUAUAGACUUCGUAGACUUUGUCCUAGAGUCAUGCCUACAUUAGUCAGUACACUUACCAGCAGUAUAAUAUUGCACCAGUCUAUUCAUCUACGAUCAUAUUUAACAAACAUUAUAUAUUAUGAGGAUGCUGAAUAGAUGCAUAAAAAAUAUAGCUGGAAGCAGCUGUUAUCAGACAUCAAGAGCAUUGCGUUAAGCAUGAUACAAUUAUCCUAAAUGACAUGCGCUGUAUGGCUGAUGGAAACAUCAUUCUGCUAUAGAGAGUCAUGACUUGAGUGAAUCCAAGGAUUUCCAAAGGUAUUUAUGAUCACUUUGUUUCAUUUAUUGAUAUUUUUUUUAUAGGAAACCAAGUUGCUGCAAAAUCUGAGAUUGCGCCUAAUAUAGUUUGAAAUGGUCAAAUCAAAUCAUUCUUUGUCAAUCACUCAAGUUCUAAACCUUGCAUACCAAAAUAGUUCUAUCACUUAAUCUACUCAAUACAUGACUUGUAGUACACAUUGCUAACUAAUGUUGACAAAAGGACGUAAGUUAAUUAUAAAACUCAAGUGGUUUUAUUCAUGUCUUCUAAAGUGAUAUACAGUAAUUGGUGGGAACAGAUCAAAAUGUUUUUUUUUUUUUUUACUAUAAAUCAUGUCGUUAAGACAUUACAGACAUACAGUAUGAUUUUCUGUAAAGCUGCUUUCAGAGUAUGUGUUUUGUGUUAAAUAACAAAUGAAGGGUUCAAUGAGGAAAAAUUAAGCAGCUGGUGGCAGGACUAUUCAGAUCCAAUCAGAUCAGUGUGCCAAAUAUUACAGUUUUUGACCAUGUUAUGUUUCUGCCACAUUCGUUUGUGAUGUAAAACAUGAAAAACACAACUAGCAUUUAACAGAAAAUUGUCAAAGGUUAAAAAGACCGGUCAAUCUGGUCUGUCUUGGGCAGUCAAUGCAUCAGGAUUUACUUAUGACCGUUUCAGAGACAUUUCAACGCAUACUGCAGAAUUUGUGUGAUUCAAAACCUGUUCAACAUGACCCACUUGUUGCUCCUCAUCUUAGAGCUAGGUAAUCUGGAGGCAGGGUCAACAAAAAGGUGGCCAUAAACCAGCCAGCCACAGUUCUCUCUUCUUUUCUCUACAACAGAGGGUUCAAUCACAAAGAGGCACCAAAACACUUUCCCGGACUUUCAGUUUCAUCAUACCACGGUGGUGGAAUGACCUUCCCAACUCAAUCCGGGAAGCUAACUCACUCUCUAUCUUCAAAAAAUGGCUAAAAACACAUCUUUUCCAAGAGCACUUAACCGGUCAUUAAAAAUUAAAAAAAAAAAAAAUUUAAAUUUCUUGUUGCACUUAAAUCUGUUUUGUAUACUAUUGUGAUGAUAGUGAAACUUUGUAAUAUGGCACUUUUCAUACCACUGUCUCCUUAAGAUGAUUCGCUGAUGUUCUUCCUCUUUUGUAAGUCGCUUUGGAUAAAAGCAUCUGCCAAAUGAAUAAAUGUAAAUGUAAAGUGCUCGCCUGUUUCAUUCUCACUCUCUCUCCUCAACAGUUCCCUGUAACUUUAACUGUCUUGUCUAAUGAUAAAAAGGCAAAUAUCAAUAAAACUACUAUC